UCCAAACCCACCUUCCUGGAAACCCACCCAGAACCUCCACUCUCUGACACCAUGGUCAACUCCUGUUGUGGCUCUGUGUGCUCUGACCAGGGCUGUGGCCUAGAGAACUGCUGCCGUCCCAGCUGCUGCCAGACCACCUGCUGCAGGACCACCUGCUGCCGCCCCAGCUGCUGUGUGUCCAGCUGCUGCAGGCCCCAGUGCUGCCAAUCUGUGUGCUGCCAGCCCACCUGCUGCCGCCCCAGCUGCUGUCAGACCACCUGCUGCAGGACUACCUGUUGCCGCCCCAGCUGCUGUGUAUCCAGCUGCUGCAGGCCCCAGUGCUGUCAGUCUGUGUGUUGCCAGCCCACCUGCUGCCGCCCCAGCUGCUGCCAGACCACCUGCUGCAGGACCACCUGCUACCGCCCCAGCUGCUGUGUGUCCAGCUGCUGCCGCCCAACCUGCUCUAGUGGCUCUUGCUGCUGAUGCCCUCACCUACACUCACCUGCCUUUAUUUACCAGCAUUCUUGAUAGAGUCCACCUGUGAACUGAAUCAUGCAAGGCCAACUGGACAACCUCAGUUCCAACCAAUUCUUGGAUUGCGUUUGGCCUCCAAAUAUGCUCACCCAACACUAUGUUGCUACCCUCUACCAAAUGAAUACAAGUUUGAAUUUUCUCUGAAAUAUGUCAGCUCCCAUGUUCCCUGAAUUGAAAUAUUUGCUCUCUACCAUAAUUUAUCACAUGGAGCUAUUCCUCUAUCUUAAAUAAAUUUUAAUUUUUGAGGCAUACAAAUAA
Rhinopithecus roxellana (golden snub-nosed monkey) is the source of this 771-nucleotide messenger RNA. Its product is annotated as keratin-associated protein 4-2. Bases 52 to 462 code for a protein of 136 amino acids. The record is from RefSeq and is a predicted model, not a curated record. NCBI's taxonomy places the organism in Eukaryota, Metazoa, Chordata, Mammalia, Primates, Cercopithecidae. The transcript has 2 exons. Gene Ontology annotation, cellular component: keratin filament.